CAGUCUAAAACGGUCCUUCGUACGGAACGGCAUCGUACUUUCACGCGAGGCAACUGAAUCAUCGACGCAUGCGGGCAGCGCGCGCAAUGUUUAUUAAACCGAUGAGGUCCACGGGGUCCGAAACCUCCGCGCGCACGUGAUCCAUCCGUCGGGGUGCCAUGCGAACGCCGACGACAUGAGUGCGAGAUUAUUUUUUGCGGUGCUUCUAUGGGUGACAGUGCUGGCCGUGUUUGGAUUAUCGGCGGCGACCCGUAAGGGAUACACGUUGUGUGACGUCCCGGGAUGCAAUUGCACGGUGCCUGCGGGUUCGUGGAAGAACGUCAAUUGCAAUCUGCACGACGAUCAGGAACUUCGCCUCGAACCUGGCCAUAUUCCCACGACAGUCACCGAGAUCUCAAUCAGCGGAGGGAGCGUGAUCGCGUUCGCCCCCAAGGUAUUCAGCGGCCUGCCCGCUUUUACCCUUCUUCGGCUUGAUGGUGUAAAGCGGGUCCUGAUAGAGACCAAAUCAUUCUAUAACAUAAACUCUUCUAGUCUACUCGUUCAGAUAAUCGGCUGUGAUGAUCUUGUGAUCAACAAUGGAGCUUUUGAGGAGAUGUUGGGCACUUUGUCCGUUGAGGUGGUAAGCACCAACAGUGUAAUAGUGGGACGGGCUCCGUUCAGCAAACUGAUCAACUGUACAUUUCAAAAUAUCGGAAAAUUAACUCUAAGCAACCGUGCUUUCGAGAUAAAGAACAUGCGGACCGCAACCAAUGAACGGCAUGGUCCGGUAACUGUGGUGAUCCUCGCAAAUGUGGUCAUCAGCGAACCUUUAUACGAAGUCUUUCUGACUUCGUUAGCUCAGAUUACAUUCCGAGACAGUCACGUCGGUGACGUCGGUCCAGAGGCCUUCAAACCGACCGAAAUAUCAGCAGUCCAGAUGAUCAACACCACUUUCGGAACCGUUAUGACAGGCGCCUUCACUGAUCGAACGCUAAUCAAAGAUUUUCUAAUCAGCAAAUGUACCAUAUCGAGGCUCCAGACUAAAGCCGUGAUGGCAGGCAUGGCUAAACUGACUGUUAAUCAUUCGAUAAUAACGGAAAUAGAAACCAAUGCCAUAAUCAGCACGGUAGCCAACGUCGAGAUAGUGGGCAACGAAAUCCUCACAUUUAACCGAGCGGGGUUCGUCAUCAGCAACUGGAACAGGAUCGUCAUCGACCAGAACAUCAUCAAGAAUCUGCACAGGAACUUCGUGGAGGCGCCGGUCAGCGCGGAAACGGAACUGUUCACGUUCAAGGGCAACGAAAUCUACAACCUGAUGGAAGGUUCGUUGAGUUUCGUGGCGACGCUGGACCCGAGCCACCUCGUCUUCGACGACAACUACUUCGACGAAUCGUGCAGCUGCGAGAUGAGCGAAUGGAUUGAGAGUUUGACGAACGGCACCGACAAACUGCAACUGAUAAUGGAUACCAGUUUCUGCACGGUCGACGAAAUUUUGGCCAACUGCUUCUCCAUGCAACAGGGCGUGAUCAACAUCCAAAAUUUCACAGACCGGACGUGUUACAACAACACCGUCUGCGAGCCGUACAACGGAGAGACGAGAGUGAUAGACACGACCAGCAGGAUAUUCGUGGAAGACACCGAGGCGGAAAAACGCACGUGGCUCAUCGUCAUAUUCGUCGUGAUCGCUUUGUUCAUCCUCGUGUUGGUGAGCACCUUCGUAGCUCUCUUGGUGCGUGGCAGUCGUUGGCUCAAACGUAAGGGCUACUUCCGCAACCAGUACUACAACAACCACCCCAGCAACGAAGAAGAAAACACGAUAGUCACCGUGGACACGGAUAACGAUAAGCUCGAGAUACCGGACGAGUUGACCAUAGAGUUCCUUCACGUGCUUUCGAAGAGGCUGGACGAUCCGGCCACGCAUCAGGAGGCGUCGGAGAUGAUCGAGAGGCUCUACGAAAUGUUCAUCAUUGACGACAGUUACGAGAACAACAAUCGAGAGGAAGAGGUCCACCUUUACGAGGAACUAGGCAACUUGAACCUCCAGAUACCUCCGCCUCCGUACGAGGAGCAGGAAAAACCCCAAUCGCCGGUGACGAACAGUACCGGGCCCAGGGGUAUACUCAAACUGAUGGAGGAGAAGUUCUACGGCGGGACGCAAGAUGGAGGAGGCAGUAAACCGACGUUGACGGGAGAAUAUUCCGAACCGACCGACGCGGCGGUUCACUUAUAUUCGGAACUGAAACACAAUCUCGAUUCAAAGAAAGAUGGUGCGCAAUCGAACGGGACUACCAGCAUCGCCCUGAAACCUCUACAAAAUAAUGCGGACUACUUUUUCAAAGCGGGACCGUCUUCCAAAUCGUAAAUAGUGUUUCGAGGAAUUUGAGAGGCGAGUGCGGUCUCGAUACUAAUUGUAUCCCCCGAAAAAAUGGGAAAAGCGCCAAUUAGACAUUCCAAAAAACAAAUAGCGCGCGAUAAGAUUGACUGCUUAACGACGUUCUAUUUUAUUUUGUUAAUACCACGUCGCUAGGGCAAUGCGAAGUGUUUUCUCGUGUAAAUAUUUUACGUUAGGCUUUUUACUACCAUAACAAUUUGGAAUAAACACAAUCUCCAUUAAAUGCCAUACGAAGUAAUAAAUAAAGCAAGAAAUCUCCUUGCCUUGCUGUGAUACUGUACAGAUUUUUAACGUAGUUAGAAUUUAGAUCUUAAAUGUAUAUUUUGUAUUUUAACGAGUUUAAAUGAUAAUGUAUAAUUUUUUUAUAAGCGUAGUAAAUGUUUUUUUUUUAAUUACAAGAGGAGUGUUUACUUUUUAGUUACCGUGCCCGAUAUAAAAGUGGAAACUACUCCAACGUAAUCCAUGAACAUCGUGAAGUUGCUAGAGAGAUAUCAAGUAUUAUGUUGGGUUUAAUUGAAAACAAAUAACUAAUUCAUCCCAAAGAAAACAAAUGGCU
Molecule: messenger RNA, 2927 nt
Organism: Cylas formicarius (sweet potato weevil)
Lineage: Eukaryota; Metazoa; Arthropoda; Insecta; Coleoptera; Brentidae
Exons: 5
Coding region: 176-2341 (721 amino acids)
Source: RefSeq, a predicted model, not a curated record